AUGGCGACAAAUCGAAUUACAGAUGCAAAACUUGAAGGCUUAUUUUGGGUUUAUACACACAAUGGCGUCGCACGACGUAGCUCCAACGGUGAGUAUGGAGCGCAUGAUUUAGCCUAUGGCAACUCUCCUAAGCCUUAUGUUGACGUUGUACUAUCAGGAGGAUUAGGAGAGUACAAAGUAAAAGCAGUAAUAGAUGCCAAUGAUUUGGGCGAUGGACAAUUGGUGGGUGGUCCAAAACAAGCGAAUAAUGCAUGUUUUUUGAAACUCUGUGCUUGUUGUAUACCUCAGGGUGUGGAUGAGGUGCCACCGUCAGUUCUUACACAGAAUAAAAAAUUGCAAUGCUGA
This is a messenger RNA of Adineta ricciae, 345 nucleotides long. The record is from the annotation of a GenBank genome assembly. Lineage: Eukaryota; Metazoa; Rotifera; Eurotatoria; Adinetida; Adinetidae.